Messenger RNA from Sphaerodactylus townsendi, 2060 nucleotides. RefSeq names its product tRNA methyltransferase 61B (gene TRMT61B). The transcript is spliced from 7 exons. Lineage: Eukaryota; Metazoa; Chordata; Lepidosauria; Squamata; Sphaerodactylidae. Bases 220 to 1803 code for a protein of 527 amino acids. Gene Ontology annotation, cellular component: tRNA (m1A) methyltransferase complex. Gene Ontology annotation, biological process: tRNA methylation. The record is from RefSeq and is a predicted model, not a curated record.
GGCGCGGAGGAGGCGUGCCGCGCGCGUGUCUGCGAGUGAGCUGGAAGUCAUAGGAGAGUUGGCGGGCUGUUGCGGGAGAUGGUCGGGUGCUAGGAAAUGCAAUCCUCACCCAGUCUAGGAGAAUCCAUAGAGAUGCGCAUCCGUUCGUCCCUGAGACCGCUGCUGAUUUAGAGAACAGGAGGGCGUUGCUUGGAGGGGUCCACAUCAGGAAUAGGAGCUAUGCGCUGCUGGAGGGGGCGGCUGGGCUUGCAGGCAUGGCGAGGAAUGACCUGGGCGGCUGCGGUGAGCAAAGCGAAGAGGAAGCAAACCCUGCGGGGUGGCGAGAGAAGCAUGUGCAGUUUCCAAGGCAGAGUUCCCACGAUCCGCGGCGGCCGGACGAGUGAACAGCAGCAAGGACCAUGGGGCAGCGCAAAGCACGUGGUUGCUCUGCAAACGAUCAGCUCCCCCGUCUUAAACUGCAGAUUGUUUUCUAGUAAUGCAGGGAACGGCGAUGAGUCAGAAGGGCAGGACGAUCCUCCUGUUUUCGUGCCACCGGUAUUUCAGCGGGUCUCUUCUCAGCUCCCGGGGAACCGUAGGAGGAGGGCGUGGGAAAAAUCUCUGUCCCCUUUGGAAAGAGUGAGUCGGCUGGUACCCGAGGAAUUCCUUUCUGAGGAGAUCAGUGCCAUGAGGAACUCUGAGAUCAAAGAAUCCAAGCAAGAGCCCCCUGCGGGGGAACAGGACUCCUCUCUUUUCUCAAGAAGUAUUCCGCAAGCACAGUCUCACUUGAAUCAAGGGUUGGCACCUGAACAUCUUCUUAACUCAGCAUCCAAAAAUAUCCCCCUCCAAGUAGGGGAGCUGAUUCUAGCAGAGUUCCAGAGACGUUACUCAGACAUUAAAAAAUUGUUCAGAUUAACUGCAGGCGGCAUGCUGAACGGCAGCUGGGGAACCAUUCACUUUGUGGAGAUUGUAGGCAAACUUCCUGGACAAUUGUUCUUGACCUCCAUUGGUCGGAUUGUCCUAAUAAGGAGGCCAACCUUAGAAGAAUAUGUGCUGCUCAUGAGGAGAGGACCAACUAUUUCCUAUCCAAAGGAUAUGGCUGCAAUGCUGCUGCUUAUGGAUCUCAAUCAAGGAGACAAAGUGCUGGAAGUUGGUUCUGGUUCUGGUGCUUUGAGUUUAUUUCUAUCAAGAGCAGUUGGACCACUAGGCAACGUUAUGAGUUAUGAAGUCAGAAAAGACCACCACAGCAUAGCUAAGACAAACUACCAGAACUGGUGUGCUGCAUGGAAAUUAGCACAUGUUGUAGAGUGGCCAGAUAAUGUGGAAUUCAUUAAUGAAGAUAUUGCAACAGCAGCCGAAGAUCUGAAAAUGGAAACAUUUGAUGCGAUAGCUUUGGAUAUGGUCACCCCUCAGAAGGCUUUGCCUGUGAUCCCAAGUCUUAAACAAGGAGGUGUUUGUGCUGUAUAUGUUGCAAAUAUCACACAGGUUAUUGCUCUCUUAGAAGCUAUCCACACCAGCAAGUCAACUCUUUUUUGUGAGAAGAUUGUGGAAGUAACACAUAGAGACUGGUUAAUACGCACCGUGAUGCAAAAAAGUGGCAGUGCUUUCCAGCACAUGAAAUGCAAGGAAAAUAUGGUUGAUGAUCCAACUUGCAGUAGUGAAAAUGAGGAGCAGUCUGCGGAACAGGAGGUUUCUGUUUCUGACAGAGCAAAAACACUGUAUGUCGCUAGACCUCACCACUGGCAAACUAGUCACACAGUGUUUCUUGUCAAACUCCGGAAAUUUAACCCCCCAAAUCCAAAAACGUCUCCAGAUACCGAGUGCUAAUUUGAAGACUUCAUUUUGCCAGAAUUGGACAACAAAAGGACUAAGUGCAUUUCUUGGAAGCUACAACUUUUAUUUCUGCUGACAAUGUAUAUACGAAGCCAAGGAUAGAACUUAAAGAAUAAAAUACUUAGCUUAGACAACAAAUAUUUUUAAUUGUAUCUUGUAUCAGAAGGUUCAUUGCAUUUCCUGACAAUAUGUAAAGUUAUGGCUGGAAGCAUACUUAUUCUUCAUUUCCAGUAAACCACUCCAUGGAUUUA